Molecule: messenger RNA, 378 nt
Organism: Symbiodinium sp. CCMP2456
Lineage: Eukaryota; Dinophyceae; Suessiales; Symbiodiniaceae
Source: the annotation of a GenBank genome assembly
GAGCUGGUACGGCUCGGCCGGCUCCCGGAUCCGCCGCAGCAGCCAAUGCCCUUCGUGGAGGCGCGUCCAGCAGCAGCUGUGCCCCCAAUGUGCCGCCUCCACCACCACAUCCCGCGAACCAGGCCGAUUCCGAAACGGCCCCACCGCCAGGCCGUUCCGGGGAUGCAGUUGCUGCCUGCGCGGGAGGCUCUUCAAGCUCCUCGACCAUGUUCAGCCCACAUGGAGGAAGGCUACCAGCAAGUGGCCGCGGGAACCCCCCUAGUGGAGGCGGUGCACCGCCUAGCCCAGAAUGUCGAAGAGCCCAGGAGGACGAAGGGUUCGCGGAAGCAACUUUGGGCUCGGGUAGUUUUCAACCCUCCUCCGCGCCGGUUCAGGUGA